Molecule: messenger RNA, 2063 nt
Organism: Stegodyphus dumicola
Lineage: Eukaryota; Metazoa; Arthropoda; Arachnida; Araneae; Eresidae
Product: lysosomal cobalamin transporter ABCD4-like
Biological process (GO): very long-chain fatty acid catabolic process; long-chain fatty acid import into peroxisome; fatty acid beta-oxidation
Cellular component (GO): peroxisomal membrane
Molecular function (GO): ABC-type transporter activity; long-chain fatty acid transmembrane transporter activity; ATP binding
Source: RefSeq, a predicted model, not a curated record
GUUACGAAAUGCGGUUUUGUGAGAGUAAGCUGUAAUUUAUCGAGUUUUAAAAUCUAAGGAGUAAGCACUUUACAAAAUGGAUAAUAAUACAGAAAGAUUGAGCUUAUACAGCGCAAAUGAAUCUGCACCUCCUGAAACAUAUAGUUUCGGCAUGGUUACUCUUCGCCGUUUAUGGGCUAUAUUAAAAAUAAUUUUUUCAGAACAUCUUUGUACUAUAUUUAUAAUUUUAAUCUGCCUUUUAGCUUUAUUAGAACAGUAUCUAGUGUAUAAUGUUGGAAUUAUUCCUAGUGCCUUUUAUAAAGUUCUUGGUGACAAAGAUUUGAAUGCUUUUUGGCUGCAGAUUCUUAAAGCUACACUUUUAAUAUUAGCUAUAUGUUUUGUGCUAAGUUGUAAAAAUUACAUAAUAAAUGUUUUUUACGUAACGUCAAGGGAAGCCUUAACAAAUACUUUGCAUAUGUUAUAUUUCAAUAGUAAUAAGUUUUACAUUUUGAAUACUUUUAAGUAUGAUUUUACAGAUAAUCCUGAUCAGAGGAUAACUCAGGAUAUUGAUAAAUUUUGUCAUGAGUUUAGUUCUAUCAUCGGUCCUUUUGUUAUAGCUCCUUUUACGAUUUCUUACUAUUCCUAUAAUUGUUUUCAAACAACUGGGUGGAUAGGUCCUGUAGAAAUAUUUCUAGUUUUUGUUCUUUCUGCAGUAAUUAAUAAAUUACUAAUGAAACCAAUAGUAACAAAGGUCGUGCAGCAAGAAAAGUGUGAAGGUAACUUUCGUUUCAAACACAUGCAUGUUCGUACAAAUGCAGAAUCAAUUGCAUUUCAGGAUGCUAAUAUCGCAGAAUUAUCACGUUCUGACAAUAAACUUGUUGCGCUGAUAAAAAUUCAGCAAUCAUUGUAUUUAAGACAGUUCCCUCUUAAUGUAGCUGUAAAGGUGUUUAGUUAUUUUGGAAGCAUCAUCAGCUAUCUAAUCCUUGCAUAUCCAAUAUUUUCUGGAAGAUACAAUGAUUUAACUCCUCCAGAGCUAAGUGCUCUGAUUAGUAAAAAUGCAUUUGUUUCUAUUUAUUUGAUAUCUUGUUUCUCUAGCUUAAUUGAUUUAUCAUCGCAAAUUACUGAAAUUGGUGGAUUGACGCACCGUGUUUUUGAAAUUUUGGAUAUUUUGAAUGUAAAUUAUGAAGAUGAUAUCAAUGAUUGUUCAUCCAAGUCCUCAAAAUUCAAGAUGAAAUCUGGAGAAUUUUAUCAAGAAGCAGGUGAUUCACAAGUACCUGUUAUUGAAUUAAAUAAUGUGACAUUUUGUGCACCAAGAGAAACAAAGCCUUUAAUCUCGGACAUUUCUCUGGAAAUUUUUAUUGGUAAAAAUUUACUUAUUACUGGAAAAAGUAGCAGUGGUAAAACAUCUUUAUUUAGAAUUAUUAAAGGACUAUGGCCGAUUCAUGAAGGAACUAUAACUCGUAGACUGCCUUUUCAGCCAUCAUCUGUAUUUUUUUUACCUCAGCGUCCUUUACUUUCUGAUGGAACUUUGUUGGAGCAAAUAGUCUAUCCCUUGGAAUUGCCAAGAUUUUUAAAACCUCAUCAUGAAGAUAUUGACUUGAUACUUGGUUACUUGCAUUUUGCUGAAUUGGACCAUGUCUUAAAAAAAGCUGGACUUGAUGAUGACAUAGACUGGAAUUGGUAUGAUGUUCUUUCACCUGGAGAAGCUCAACGUCUCAGUUUUGUUCGAUUAUUUUAUCAUAGACCAAAACUUGCCUUUUUGGAUGAAGCAACUAGUGCCUUAGGACUUGAUUUAGAGACAAAACUUUACAAAAAAUGUACUGAGUUAGGUAUAACUUUAGUUAGCAUUGGACACCGUACAAGUCUUGUACAAUUCCACAAUGAUAUUCUUCAUCUUGAUGGUGAAGGUGGCUGGACUUUAACUCCAGUAGAUGAAAUUGACUAAAGAUCAUAUGUAUUUGUAUUGCAUAUAAAGUACCUAUCACUUAUGUUCACUUAUCUCCAUGUUUUAAAAUAUAUCAUACCAAAGAUGAAUUUUGAAAAGAAAUAAUAACUAUUGAAAAAAUAUGUUUUCCUUUCAUUUA